AGCCAUAUAUUACAAAUUCAACAAAUUUGAAUCUUUUUGUCAAAUGAAGCCCAUGUAAAAUUAAAAAUAAUGUGGGUCGGCCCAAACAAGAAAUAAAACAAGUCAGUGUACAAGAAAAAGUCAAUCUUGCUGUUAAUAAGGGAGAGACAGUUAACAAUGGCCACAAAAGAAGCAACCAACCAAAUCAUGCAAGAAUCCGGCAAUGGACAAGUUUGCUGGAGAUGAUCCGGAAAGAGCUCACGAUGCAGCAAUUUUCGUGCUUAUAUUAAGAGCAGCAGCUCGAAUGGAAGAUUCAGGCCUGGGAAUCGAUCGGCAGGCACCACAUUAUUGUCUGGUGCCGCCUGAGAUUGGUAAAGAGGUACCAGACGACGUCGUCUCUGCAACCAAUACCGCCACCUGCAAUACUCGUACACCAUACCUAAACACCGUGCUGCACCUGCACAUCAAGAAUUAUCAUCAAUGGCGGAAACCGCCAGUUCCUCGAGGACUAGUAAUUUCUUGCUUGGCGCCGCGGCGUUUAUGUUGCUGGUGGCGCAUACUUACGGCAGAGCGACGGCGGGGAUGCCAGUUAAGGUCACCUACGACCGCCGCUCCAUCAUCGUCAAUGGAUCCAGGGAGCUCUUGUUUUCUGGCUCUGUGCAUUACACCAGGAGCACCCCAGAUAUGUGGCCGGAUAUCAUAAACAAGGCGAAGGAAGGGGGCCUGAAUCUGAUCCAGACGUAUGUUUUCUGGAAUAUUCAUGAGCCUGUUCAAGGCCAGUUCAACUUUUCGGGUAAUUAUGACCUGGUGAAGUUCAUAAGAUUGAUUGGGGAUAGUGGCCUGUGGGUGACCCUCAGAAUUGGACCCUACAUUGAAGCUGAAUGGAAUAUGGGAGGGUUUCCCUACUGGCUGAGAGAAGUGAAUGGCAUCGUAUUCCGUUCUGAUAACGAGCCUUUUAAGUAUCACAUGAAACGGUACGCAGAAAUGAUCGUCAACUUGAUGACGAAGGAGAAGCUUUGGGCAGACCAAGGAGGCCCCAUUAUCUUGGCUCAGAUCGAGAACGAGUACAACAAUGUGCAAGUUUCAUAUAGGGAAAAGGGUAAGAGGUACAUAAAGUGGGCAGCAGAAAUGGCUGUGGAGCUCUACAAUGGCGUGCCCUGGAUCAUGUGCAAGCAGAAGAAUGCCCCUCCCUCAGUCAUAAGCACUUGCAAUGGAAGGCAGUGCGGGGAUACCUUCCCUGGUCCGAAUGGCCCCGACAAGCCCACACUCUGGACUGAGAACUGGACAGCACAGUACAGAGUGUUUGGCGAUUCACCCUCUCAACGUGCCGCUGAAGACAUCGCCUUUUCUGUCGCCAGGUUCUUUGCCAGAAACGGAACCCUCAACAAUUAUUACAUGUACCAUGGUGGAACCAACUUUGGGAGAACAAGCUCGUCGUUCGUGACCACCCGUUAUUACGACGAGGCCCCACUUGACGAAUAUGGUUUGAAGAGGGAACCUAAAUUUGGUCAUCUGAGGGAUUUGCACAAGGCUUUGAGAUUAUGCAAGAAGCCGUUGCUUUGGGGCGACUUCAAAGUGCAAAAACCCACCCCAGACUUGGAGAUCAUAACAUAUGAAAGUGACAAGUACAAAGUGUGCUGCGCAUUCUUGAGCAACAACAAGACGAGGGAAGGUGCAACCAUUGAUUUUAGGGGCGUGGGUUACUACUUGCCCCCUAAGUCCAUCAGCAUCCUCCCUGACUGCCACACUGUUGUUUACAACACCCAAACUGUUGUGGCUCAGCAUACUUCUCGAAACUUGGUUGUCUCAGAGAGAGCAAAGAUGGGCAAAUGGGAAAUGUUGAGAGAGAGCAUCCCUACCAUGGCUGACUUGGAACUCAAAAGCCAGGCACCCAUGGAGCUAUACACCCUCACAAAAGACACUUCCGAUUAUGCUUGGUACAGCACCAGCAUGGAGUUGGAUGAUCUGGACUUGCCAAUGCGGGCGGACAUCUUCCCAGUCCUUCGGGUUGCCACUCUCGGCCAUGCUUUGCUUGCUUUCGUCAAUGAACAAUUUGUUGGUUUCGGGCACGGUAGCAAUAUUGAGAAGAGUCAUGUGCUGAGGAAUCCCAUUAGCAGUUUGAAGCGUGGCCUCAACAAUAUCACGCUCUUGGCCAUGACCGUUGGCUUCCCGAAUAGCGGUGCGUAUAUGGAGAAGAGAUUUGCAGGGCCACGACUUGUAACAAUCGAAGGUUUGAUGUCUGGAACUCUUGACAUUACGCAAAACACCUGGACUCAACAGGUCGGGAUGAAAGGUGAGAGGUUGCAAGUGUUCACAGAACAAGGUUCAAAGAAAGUGGAAUGGCUUCCAUUAAUGAACAACAGUACUACUGCCACCCCCAGACCUGUUACCUGGUACAAGACAUACUUCGAUGCCCCAGAAGGCAACGAUCCAGUGGCCAUAAGAAUGAGCAGCAUGGGCAAAGGCAUGGUUUGGGUCAAUGGCAACAGCAUUGGCCGCUAUUGGGUUUCUUACCUCUCUGCUCUCCAAGCCCCCACUCAACAAAUUUAUCACAUCCCGAGAGCGUACCUGAAGCCAACGAGCAAUCUCCUCGUAGUGUUCGAGGACAGCGGCAACGGCAACGACGGCGAUCCGGAGAAGAUUGAAAUCGUGACGGUGAAUCGCGACACAAUCUGCAGUGUGAUUUCCGAAUUCAAGUCUGGGGACAUCGCCAAUCCAGUUAAGGCUGCGCAGCUGGCCUGCCCGGACAACAAGGUCAUCGGCAAAGUCGAGUUCGUCGGAUUCGGGGAGAUCGAAGGCGCCUGCGGCCAAUUCCGACAUGGAAACUGCACCAGUUCCUCCUCCAAUGCGCGCCAAGUUGUUGAACAGGAGUGCUUGGGGAAGAAGAGUUGCAGAAUCCCAAUGGAGAGGGAACGUUUUGUCGACAAAGCCGACGGGUGUCCUCAGAUAGCGAAGACAUUGGCAAUUCAAGUGGCAUGUGCCCCUCCUGUUAAUUAAUUAUUUUAUUUAUUUAAUUAAUUAUAUGUUAUGAUGUGAAUCAAUUGAUUCACCUAAUUAAUAAAAGGGUACGGGGAUGUUGUACU
Andrographis paniculata is the source of this 3062-nucleotide messenger RNA. RefSeq names its product beta-galactosidase 13-like. Gene Ontology annotation, cellular component: cell wall; vacuole. Gene Ontology annotation, biological process: carbohydrate metabolic process. Bases 460 to 2976 code for a protein of 838 amino acids. The record is from RefSeq and is a predicted model, not a curated record. Lineage: Eukaryota; Viridiplantae; Streptophyta; Magnoliopsida; Lamiales; Acanthaceae. The transcript has 17 exons. Gene Ontology annotation, molecular function: beta-galactosidase activity; carbohydrate binding.